This is a messenger RNA of Panicum virgatum (switchgrass), 4068 nucleotides long. RefSeq names its product putative pentatricopeptide repeat-containing protein At3g15130. The coding region runs from base 1610 to 3670 and encodes 686 amino acids. Gene Ontology annotation, biological process: RNA modification. Gene Ontology annotation, molecular function: zinc ion binding; RNA binding; protein binding. The transcript is spliced from 8 exons. NCBI's taxonomy places the organism in Eukaryota, Viridiplantae, Streptophyta, Magnoliopsida, Poales, Poaceae. The record is from RefSeq and is a predicted model, not a curated record.
GCUCUUCUGCCUGGUUUGUUUAAAAAAACUAGCAUUCUUGGCAAAUUUCUUUCCAUCUCCCUUUCCAAAAAAAAAACCUUCCAUUUCUAAAACUGGAAGUGAGAGAUUUAUUUCAUGAUGAAUUAUUGCAUUCUUGGGCCUGGCCUGGUUGGCGUUGCUUGAGGCCUUGGGCCCGUCUGUUUGCUACUUUUGUGUACAAACGGACCAUGGGCCUUUACGGAUUGUCCACGCUCUCCUUCCUUCCCCUUUCUUCGCGUGCUUUCGCGAUGGCGGCCACCGACGCGACGACGACGGAGGCGGCGGCGACGGUGGGCGGUUACGAGCUACUGGAGCGCCUGGGCGGGCGUCCGCCGUCCACGGUCGUGUGGCGUGCGGUCUCACGCUCCACCGGUGCGCCCGUGGCCGUGAAGCAGGUGCGGCUCGCCGGCCUCCCCGCCCGCCUCCGCGACAGCCUCGACUGCGAGGUCCGCUUCCUCGCAGCCGUCAGCCACCCCAACAUCAUCCGCCUCAUCGAUGUCAUCCAGACACAGAGCUGCCUGUACCUCGUCCUGGAGCUGUGCGAGGGAGGGGACCUGGCGGCCUUCAUCCGGCGCAACGGGAGGGUAGACGAGCGCGUGGCCAGAAAUUUCAUGAAACAAAUUGGAGCUGGCUUACAAGUGCUGCGCCGGCACCAUGUCGUCCACCGGGACUUGAAACCUCAGAAUAUCCUACUGUCUUCUCCAAGCAGCGAUGCAAUCCUUAAGAUAUCUGAUUUUGGCCUUGCAAGGGUUCUUCGUCCUGGGGAGUAUGCAGACACAGCUUGUGGCUCUUGUUUGUACAUGGCCCCAGAAGUGAUGCUGUUUCAAAAGUACGAUGACAAGGUAGACAUGUGGAGUAUCGGCGCGAUCCUGUUUGAGCUCUUGAAUGGCCACCCACCAUUCCACGGCAGAAGUAAUGUUCAGCUACUUCAAUGCAUAAACAGAAGCACAUCUCUUCCGUUCUCCAAACCUCUGCUGUUCAGCUUGCGUCCUGAUUCUGUUGAAAUGUGCACGAGACUGCUAUGCGCAAAUCCAGUGAAGAGGCUGUCCUUCCAAGAAUUCUUCGACCACAGCUUCUUCAGAGUGUGAACGCCAGCCACGCUGAGAAAUGGACGGGAGUUCAGACAACAAUACCAUGUGAUGCUGUAAAGCUGUAUUGUUUGGUCUUCUGUAUUGUAAAGCUUCAGAGAGCUUGUUUCCUCGGGAUUAUGCUUAUGCUCACAGAAUGUGAAUGGAUACAUGUGCAUUGUGGCCACCUGUAUCUGUAUCUGUUCUCUCCCAUUUUUUGAUCGAGGAGCCCAUCAACAUCUGAAGAUCUCCCUGGUAACAUUUGAUGGGCCGUUCAGGGCCACUGCAAUGAAAUUCAGGUGGGGGACACUCUCCCCUCCCGGUGACCUUCAAAAAAAAAAAAUCUCCAUGUCUGCUGAAGAAGCCUUGUGCCCGCUCCGCAAUAACCAGGCAGAGCCUAGGAAAGCAGGCCAGAAUCAGUCACCCGCUAUAGUUUGCCCCUGGCCCCUCGUGAUCCAGUAGCCAGCAGAGCCGAGCUGUUUGCAUGAGCUGCAGUGGCAUUUCGUGCACAUCCCACGAAACCAAUGGAGCGGCGGAAGAUGAUCGCCGAUCUCCUCAGGGCAAGCGCGAAAAGCUCGGCCCUCCGCGGCGGCAUCCAGCUGCACGCCGCCCUAACGAAGCUGGGGUUCGGGUCGGACACCAUGCUGAGCAACAACCUGAUCGACAUGUACGCCAAGUGCGGGAAGCUGGCCAUGGCAGCCGAGGUGUUCGACGGAAUGCCCGGUAGGAACGUGGUCUCCUGGACGGCGCUCAUGGUGGGCUUCCUGCAGCACGGGGAGGCCAGGGAGUGCCUCAGGCUGCUCGGCGAGAUGCGGGCCUCCUCCGAGGCUGCGCCGAAUGAGUACACGCUCUCCGCGAGCCUCAAGGCCUGCUGCGUUGCCGGCGACACGAGCGCCGGAGUCUGGAUCCACGGAGUCUGCGUCAGGACGGGGUACCAGGAGCACCACGUCGUCGCCAACUCGCUGGUGCUUAUGUACUCCAAGGGUGGCAGGAUCGGCGACGCACGGCGAGUCUUCGACGGAACCGCCUUCAGGAACCUCGUCACCUGGAACGCCAUGAUCUCCGGGUACGCGCACGCCGGCCAUGGCAGGGACGCGCUGCUCGUGUUCCGGGAGAUGCAGCACGGGGAGGAGCCGGAUGAGUUCACCUUUGCCAGCUUGCUCAAAGCCUGCAGCGGCCUUGGCGCUGCACGCCAGGGCGCGCAGGUUCAUGCGGCCAUGAUGGCUAGAGGGUUCUCCACGGCCUCCAAUGCCAUCCUCGCCGGCGCGCUGGUGGACCUGUACGCCAAAUGCCGGUGCCUGCCGGUGGCAAUGCAGGUGUUCGAGCGCCUCGAGAGGAAGAACGCCAUCCAGUGGACGACGGUGGUCGUCGGCCACGCGCAGGAGGGGCAGGUGAGGGAAGCAAUGGAGCUGUUCCGGCGGUUCUGGAGCUCCGGCGUCCGAGCUGACGCCCAUGCUCUGUCCGGUGUGGUCGGCGUGUUGGCGGAUUUUGCGCUGGUCGAGCAGGGCAGGCAAGUUCACUGCUACACUGUCAAGAACCCGGCCGGGCUGGACGUGUCACUGGGCAACUCCAUGGUCGACAUGUACCUCAAGUGCGGGCUGAUCGACGAGGCAGAACGGCUGUUCCAGGAGAUGCCGGCGAGGAACGUCGUCUCGUGGACGGCGAUGAUCAAUGGCCUGGGAAAGCAUGGGCUCGGCCGUGAAGCCAUCGGCAUGUUCGAGCAGAUGCGAGCAGAUGGCGUCGAGCCUGACGAGGUGACCUACCUGGCGUUGCUGUCGGCGUGCAGCCACGCCGGCCUUGUCGAGGAAUGCCGGCUGUACUUCUCAAGGAUCCUACAGGAACGCAGGAGGGUGAGACCAAAAGCAGAGCACUAUGCGUGCAUGGUCGACCUCCUCGGCCGCGCCGGAGAGCUCAGGGAGGCAAAAGGCCUCAUCCUGACGAUGCCCGUGGAGCCGACCGUGGGCAUAUGGCAGACGCUCCUGAGCGCUUGCAGGGUGCACAAGGACGUCGCCGUGGGCAGGGAGGCAGGUGGCGUCCUCCUUGCCAUCGACGGCGACAACCCGGUGAACUACGUCAUGCUGUCCAACAUCUUCGCGGAGGCCGGCGACUGGCGUGCGUGCCACAAGGUAAGAGACGCCAUGAGGCGCAGGGGGCUCAAGAAGCAGGGCGGGUGCAGCUGGGUGGAGCUCGACAAGGAGCUGCACUUCUUCUAUGGCGGCGGCGACGACACGCACCCGGAGGCCAGCGACAUCCGCCGCGUCCUGAGGGACGUCGAGAGGAGGAUGCGGGAGCAACUCGGGUACAGCGCAGACGCGCAGUUUGCGCUGCACGACGUCGACGAGGAGUCGCGUGCAGAGAGCCUGAGGGUGCACAGCGAGCGGCUCGCCGUCGGGCUGUGGCUUCUGCGCAAUGGCGGCGGACAGGAGAAGGUGAUCAGGGUGUACAAGAACCUGCGGGUGUGCGGGGACUGCCAUGACUUCUUCAAGGGCUUGUCUGCCGUCCUCAAGAGGGUGUUGGUGGUGAGAGACGCCAACAGGUUCCAUCGGUUUGAGCUGGGCGCGUGCUCCUGUAGGGACUACUGGUGACUCAACGGCACUGCGCCCGCCCAAAUCUGACAUUGUAUUCCCUUUCUCUAAUUCUAUUUCGAUCUGAUCUGAUCAGCGGCAACCAGAUGCUCAGUUAUUGGACAAGAUCCAGCCUCCUUUCUCGGCUGGCAUAAGAGCAAGUACAACAAGGGGCUUAUAGCCCUUUGUUUGCUUACAUGGCAGAGAGAGAGAAAAAAAAGCAAAAAAUUGGAGAAAAGACACUUAUGUAAGAGCCACCUCUUCAUACGCUCAUAGACAGUUACAGUAAAUGAAGUGGAGAGCGAGAAAGAGAGUGAUCAUUGGCUCAUUGGAAGAGACAAAGAGUCAACAUAUUGUAUGAGUCAUUUUAUAGGUGUCUUUUAUAAACUUAAGAGACAAUAACAGCCUCUAUUAUUGAA